AUGGGCAAACGUGACUUCAUCAGCGGAGAUGGCGCUGCUGCUUUUCGCAAGCGCCAGAAGAUCACACAUGAGGCGCCCACAAGUGAGGAGGUGACUUCGAGCGAUCAAUUGCGCAAUCUCCUCUCUUUCGACCAAGAUUUGCGCAACGCCAGACAUGGUCUUCAAUCUUUCAAGAACCUCCUCGAUCAGAUCGUUCACGAAGAAGGCGACCAGCGAGCAAACCUCGAAAUCUUACAACAGUAUCUCGAAUCCGUCAAGCCCAGAGACACAACCGAAGAUGCAGUCUUCCUCAACGAUAUCAUGGAGAUGUGGUCCUUUGCUGUGCAGGUCAACAAUGACAGCGUCAUGUCAUCAGUUGCCGUUGUUCUAGCUUUGUUGCUCCAGAUCCUCUCCGGCUCGCUGCAGCUCGUUCGCCACGGUCUCGGUAUUUGCCAGACCCUUCUACAAGAGGGACAACUCAAGUCACUGGCGAAGAAUCUUUCUUCUGAAAAAAGCAAGGGCUUCAUCAUCUCGCCUACUCUGCGCCUUCUAAGAGAGGCGGCAUGCUUGGAUGGAGGUGCUUAUGCCAAGCGCAUUUUCCGUGCUCGAAACUUCACAUUGACUGCUCUUGGAAGAAACCUCGAGAUUGGACAUAUCGGCGACACCCCGGAGGAAGUACACAAGGCUUCUGUCAGGACGAAUGCUGUCCGCUUCUUCUUGAGCCUUCUCAAGUUUUUGGGUUCUGAUGGCAGAAAGGAGCUGCUUUCCCAGAAGGAGCUCCUCUCACAUUUGACUUACACCAUCAGAAACGAUCCUCCUUACGUCGUUACGGAUAUUCUGGAUUCUUUGAAAGCGUAUGUUCUGAAAGAUGACAAAAUCCCCCGAGAGAUCAAAUUCCGAAGCUUCAACACCAAGUCGUUGGUGCGUUUCUUGGCUCUAUACACAUAUUCCAACGAUGGCGAGGAUGUAGAUGAGAAGUCAACGGUGAGCUACAAGGCCCACCAACUUCUCAUCUAUAUCUGUACAACUCCUAGCGCCGGUGUAUUAUACCCUUCCACCGGUUUCUAUCCCAAGGAAUCCGAGGACGACCCUGUACCAAGCGGGGCGCAAAAGGCCAGUACGCAAGGUGCUCUGUUCACAGACAAGUACAAGAAUGAUAUUCCUGUGUACAACUUUGUUCUCGCUGAAUUUGCCCAGAAGCUGCGCCCUUGGUCUAGUCUGAAGCACAGCGAACUGUUAAUUGAGAUCUUCACUGCUGCCCCCGAACUUACUGCCAAAUACUUCCUCGGCAACAAAUCUUUCACUUUCGAACCAAAGCUAUCCAUGACUUGGAUUGGAUACGCCGCUUUCCUCUUUAACACCAUGCAGAUUCCUCUGCUCCCUCGUUUUGGAGAUCGCUCACGAUCUGCUAAAGCUCCCCCGCCAACAUCUAUUCUGCUUGACAACAUCAUUCCCCUCCCUAUCAAUCAAAAGGUUCUCAUCCGAUGCCUUUCCUCCAAAUCGAACCUCACAUCCUUCUUUGCUACUCGUAUCCUUAUUGUGGCAGUCGAAAAGCUGGCCGAAGCUCUGAAGAUGCAUGAGGAGAUCUCGAAGGGCAAAGAUCCUGUCUGGGCUGAGGCUGGCCGUCGCUUGACUGAUGCCUUUUGCCAACGUAUCCCUGACAUGAAGGAAAUUGUUCGAUCAUACAAGGGUAUUCCAGCUGAGAAUAUUCUUCACAAGACCAUGGCCAGUCGUUUGUUGCGCCUCUACUAUGAAGUCAUCCCACAAGUGGCACUUGCUGCAAACUUCGAUGUCUCACCCUUCUUUACCGAAGUCCUCAAGUCUCUUAACAAGGGCAGCGAGCAGCACGAGGAUGAGUCUCUAAGAGUUAUGGAGCUUGAGAACCUUGUUUCAAUUGCCAGUUACUCCCCCGGUAUGCGAUGGUUCUCAAAGAUUGACAAUCUUAUCGAUGGAGCAGGAUCGUCACCGUAUACUGCCCUGCUACGGCUGCUCUGUGACAAGAAGCGAGACCUCCCGUUCCAGCAGCUCAGAAAGGUUCUUGGCGAGGUCGCCGUCGAAAACCAGCUAGUCACGAAAGCAUCUCUCAUGUCUCCUUUAUUUGAUGCUAUCCAAACUACGUUAGCCGAUGUCAAGACGAAGCAUAUGGAAAAGGUCUGGUCCUAUGUUGAUAACUGCAUUAACCGAUGUGCUUCAUCGCCUAUUAAAUACCUCGACCUCUUGGAGACAUAUGUCCAGGAAGACGGCUUACAGUCGCCUAGUGACGAUACUGCUUUAGUCAAUGUGACAAUGGCGGAACAGCUGUCUUUUGCUAUGGGCUCUGCUGACAGCGAUGAACAAGCUGCGCUUGGCAAAUUCCUAUACUCAUCAGUUCUCUUCGAGCAAGGUUAA
Messenger RNA from Fusarium graminearum PH-1, 2367 nucleotides. RefSeq lists its product as uncharacterized. Lineage: Eukaryota; Fungi; Ascomycota; Sordariomycetes; Hypocreales; Nectriaceae. The transcript is spliced from 3 exons. The coding region runs from base 1 to 2367 and encodes 788 amino acids. Gene Ontology annotation, cellular component: nucleolus. Gene Ontology annotation, biological process: maturation of LSU-rRNA from tricistronic rRNA transcript (SSU-rRNA, 5.8S rRNA, LSU-rRNA); maturation of 5.8S rRNA from tricistronic rRNA transcript (SSU-rRNA, 5.8S rRNA, LSU-rRNA). The record is from RefSeq and is a predicted model, not a curated record.